AUGGCUUACACAGAAGAGCGAGGUAAUAUGACUCAAAUUCUUGACAGUCCAGACAUUGAGAAUGGGGAAACCCUAUCUCUUAGUGAGAGUUAUAAUGAGCGCAUUCGUCCACUGCUGGAUACAGUUGACACUCUACGUCGUCUGGGAGUAAUGAAAGAAGGUAUUAAUCUUCCAAGCAUUGUUGUUAUUGGAGACCAGUCAUCUGGGAAGUCAAGUGUGCUGGAGUCUCUCACAGGCAUUAGCCUACCAAGAGGUCAGGGAAUUUGUACACGAGUCCCUGUUGUCGUGAGAUUGCAGAACUGCAAACCGGAGGAACGUCAAAUCUUUAUUGAAUACAAUGGAAAGAAACGAAGCAGCAUUGCAGAAUCGAGUAUAGCAGAAACACUCAAUUCAGUUACAGAGGAGAUUGCAGGAACAGGAAAGGGUAUUGGCGACACUCCAGUAACACUCAAUGUAUGCAAGCCCAAUGCUCCAGAUCUCACCAUGAUUGAUUUACCUGGUAUAUCAAGGGUGCCUGUGCAUGGCCAGCCUCAAGAUAUGUACGAGCAAAUUUCACGUAUCAUAAUGCAAUAUAUAGCUCCCAAGCAGAACAUAAUACUGAAUGUGUUACCUGCUGCUGCGGAUUUCCCCGCCUGUGAGUCCAUUAAAAUGUCCCAACGAGUAGAUAAAAAGGGGGAAAGAACACUGGCUGUUGUCACUAAGGUAGAUAAAGCACCUAAGGGUGUACUAGAGAAAGUUACAGAUGAUGCUGUAAAUAUAGGUUUUGAGUAUGUCUGCGUGAGAAACAGGGUUGGGAAUGAAACUAAUUUUCAGGCAAGGCAAAUGGAGUAUGAACUGUUCACAAAAGAUCCCGACCUUUCUAAAAUUGACAAGACUAUGGUUGGAAUACCUGUGUUGGCCCAAAAGCUUAUAGAGAUUCAAAUGAUAGGUAUCAGUAAACGCUUGCCCAAAAUAGUCAAAAAUAUUGAUGUAACACUUUCGAAGAGGCAGUCAGAACUGAAUGCUUUGCCUCGCAAUAUCUCCAACUCUGGAGAAGCCAUGAUAGAAUUCAUGAGACUCAUGGAUUCUAUCAAAUGUAUUUUGCACAAGCUUGUUGUACAGGGGGGUAUUGAGCUGUUUUCCGCUGCACCUGAAAUGCACUGUAUUGCCUGCCUCCAUAGGAUGUUUGAGAGCUAUUCACAUGAUCUAUCAACAGCAAUCGAAGAAACCCCUGGUGAAUUUCUGGCUGAAGAAGUAAAAUUAAUGGAAGAAGCCCAAGGGAUUAGUCUUCACAACUCACUACCCCAUUCUGUUUUAGCCAGUCUCAUACAAAGCCGUAUCGAGAUUGUGUCAGAGAGAAGUAGGGAUAUAGCCAUAAGGGCUUGCGAAUAUAUAGACAAGGUUGUAUGUCGUGUUAUUGAUAGCGAAACACAAUGCUAUCCCCUCCUUCAUUCAGCUUCACGCAGAGCUUUCCAAGCUCUUAUCGACAGGAAAAAGGAGGAAUGCAUUCAGUUUGUGCUAGACAGCCUCCAAAAACAGAAGACCAUUUUUUUCACCAUGAAUCCUGGUUAUUUGGAGUCUCAGCAAAAUUGGCAAGGAUUGAGGAAAACUUUUAUGAAAGCGAUAAAACAGAAUCAGAGCUCUGUUAUGCUUAAAGGAAUUGGUGAAAUAAAUCUACAAACAGUGCCAAAAGGCCAUAAUCAGCUGGAAGCGGCAUUUGAGAUGAAGAUGAGUGUCAUGGCAUAUUGGAGUAUGGUGAAGAUGAGACUUGCUGACGAGAUUCCUCUCCAUCUUCGCUUUACAUUCCAUCAAAUGGUUCAAAAUGAUAUUGUGAACUUAAUUGUCAAGGAAGUGGUAGGGACUGGAGAGUCAGCAAAGAUGGGUGAUAUUCUCGAAGAGAGCCCGAUAACAACAACUAAGCGGAGGAAGCUUCUCCAGAGCGUUGAUACGUUGAGAGAGUCAAAGUCUACACUUUCAGAAAUCAUUGGUAAGCUUCGAGAAGUGUAG
This is a messenger RNA of Cryptomeria japonica (Japanese cedar), 1986 nucleotides long. Its product is annotated as dynamin-related protein 4C-like. The transcript has a single exon. Gene Ontology annotation, cellular component: membrane; microtubule; cytoplasm. Lineage: Eukaryota; Viridiplantae; Streptophyta; Pinopsida; Cupressales; Cupressaceae. The record is from RefSeq and is a predicted model, not a curated record. The coding region runs from base 1 to 1986 and encodes 661 amino acids. Gene Ontology annotation, molecular function: GTPase activity; microtubule binding; GTP binding.